GAAAAAAACGGCAAAGGAGCAAGAAAGAAAAAGCGUCUGACGAGAAAAUUCCGUGUUUUCCGUUAAGAAAAAUAUCGAAAAAGUUAUUAAAGAAUUUUUAAAAAUUACCCGCAAACUGAAAAUAUUAAAUUUUAUACAUAAAUGAUAUGAAAAACUCGGAGAAAUUAUUAAAAUAAUAAAGGAAAUCCCAAAAGGCAGUGAAUAGGAAAAAUUUCACUUUUUUGUGAAACUAUACGGAGUGUGUGGUGGUGGUGAUUGGAUUAAAGAAAAAAAAAGCAAAAAAGAAAAAAAAAAACGGUGUACAACUAGAUACUCUCCAGCAUAAUUGGAAGCAGAGAAUUUUAAUCGAAUUAAAAGUCAAAAAAUGUAAAAGAAAAUUCCAGAAAAAUUUUUUUUAAGUUUUUGAAAAACGACACAAAAAUCCUACUGACUAGAUACGCAUAUGUAUACAUAUAUAUAAAUAUAUAUGCAUAUAUACAUAUAUUUUUUUCAAAUUUGAAGACUGCAUUGAAAAGAUUAUUUGCUGAUUAACAACCUACCACUCCUCUGUUCUAAGCUGAUUUUGCUUAGCAGCAUUAUUUAUCUUCACACGUGUUUUGCACUAUAAAUUUAUCGUUUAUUUCGUUUUCAUAGCGAAAUUCGCAUUUUAUCGUAAAACAACAGUAGUGAAUGUAAAAGUAUUACUCGUGCGUAUAUUAAGCGCGUGUGUUUGUGUGUUAAAUAGAAGAGCUCUACAUUACUAUUUCGUUCUUUUUUUUUUUUUUUUUUUUUUUGUUGAUUUGUGCCCUGCAGUGUGUUAUCUCCAGUGACCCGCUGAUCGGUCUUCGUUGCAAAUAACAACAAUAACAACGAAAGGAAAUAUGAAAAAAAUUAAAACAAAAUGCCGUACAUCAACAAAAAUAGCAAUAGCAACAACAACAUUCUUAACAAUUGAUUACGUUGCUUAACUUUCUAAUCAAAAAUCUUGUAUUUCAUUUUGCGGUUUUAAGCAAAUACCUCGGGGUCAUCGCAUAAUUGACCUUAAACUCUUUUUAAUUUCGUGACAGUGUGUAGACAUUGUGUUACAUAUAAUAACGACAAGAUGGAGUUGGAAGAAUUAGAAAAUCUUAGUAAAAAUGACUUUUUACCCUUAAUACCGUUAAUUAAACAAGAGCAAUUGGAUUCGGUACAAACGGAUAUGGAUACACGUGAACAUAUGCCUAGUACGGCUACAACAUCAGCAGACCCAGCUAGCACUUCAUCAUCAUCAUCAUCAUCUAUUGCAAAUCCCUGCGAUAGUGCAGAGAAGCGGUCUGAAUCCACAUCUACUUCAUCAAACAAUCCAAAGGCCACUAUGUUAAAAUGCGUUUGGUGUUCUCAGACUUUGGGUAUUAACGACCGUCCAAAGCUAUUGGAAUGUUUGCAUAUAGCUUGCGCUCAGUGCGUGCAUAACAAAUUCGUUGAAUUGGAUCGUACUAUGCCGCCGCUGAUACACUGCCCUAUAUGUAAUAUGGCCUCACAGAAUGAAUUAAUAAUUGACAAUCAGUUUCUUAUCGAACAGUGUACGGCGGCCGGUGAAAUGUCAGCCGAUGGUAGUUCGUGUACCGAGGGUACAAAGACGUCAGCCUCGGCCAGUAUACAGUGUAGCAGUUGUUCGGAUAAUGCUAUAGCGACCUCAUGGUGUGUCGAUUGUUCCGAAUAUAUAUGCGAUAGUUGUGUGCAAGCUCAUCAACGACUCAAAAUAACCAAGGAUCAUACGAUUAAACCGAAAGAAGAGGCUAACAAUGAACAAUUACCAGGCACUGCUGGUGUCGAUAAAUUGCAUAUGUGUCACCUGCAUCCACAAGAGAAAUACUCACUCUAUUGCGAGACAUGCGAAAAACUGACAUGUCGAGAUUGUCAAUUAAGCGAUCAUCGCGAUCAUAAAUAUAAAUUUGCUCAUGAAAUUGCUACCGAAACGCGACAAUCUCUAUCUACUCUAUUAUCGGAAAUUAACUAUAAACGUUUUCUAUUAAGUACAGCUACUCAAGUGAUCGAUGAUCGUCAAAAAAUGAUUGGUGAUAAAAAAACAGAACUUAUUAAGGAAGUAACCGCUAUGGUUGUAAAAAUUACGAAUACAGUUAAUAUGCGGGGCAAACAAUUGAUUAUGCGUUUAAAUGAAGUUUGCGAUAGUAAACUGAAAGUAUUAAUUGAAAAGAAAGAUCAUUUGCAAUUAUUGGCCGAUCAUACCGAUCAUUGUAUAGAAUUUAUGGGUAACGCAUUGGAAAAGGGUAGCGAUUAUGCAAUCUUAUCCAGCAAGAAAUCGUUAGUAAAUCAAUUGCAAAAACUCAAAUGUCAGCGCGCUGAUAUACCCAAUCCGGAAAUUCCAGUACGCAUACAAAUACAAAUGAAUCAAAUACCCGAACUGCAGAAAGUUAUCUCACAACUUGGUACCAUAGUGGUGGAUGGCAAGCCAUAUCCGCCGGCACCGUGCACGAAUCCACCACCACGACAACAGCCAAGUCCAAAUAUGGCACCGCCAUUACGUCCCGGUCCUGGGGCAAUGCCGGUCGGGAUAUCACCUCCGGGUCCUCCGGGCCCACCAGGCGGUUUUGGUCCUCAAAAUGGUCCACCUUUAUAUAAUAGUCCCUCACCUCAACAGCAACAACAACAAUUUAAUAACAUGCAAAUGAACCGCUCCUAUGCUGGCGAAGGGCCAGGUAAGGUACGAUAUGGUGGUAUGCCCCCGGUGGGUAUGCAAAGACAAGGACAACCCCAUGUUAGUUCCUCAACACAUCCACAAAAUAUGGAUAUCAGUCUGCGAGGCUUAUUAAAUAAUCAGGCCGCACAAAGUCCCAAUCAGCCAAUGUCAUUUAAUGGACCGCCAAAUUAUCCAGGCCCUCAAGGCGCCCCAUCACCACAUCAACAAAUGUGCGCACAAAUGAGGCCGCAUUUUAUGGGCGGUCCACCGGGUCAGCAGCAUCCAAGUUUUCCGCCUGGUGGACCGAACAAUCCAAAUUUUAUAAAUAAUAGCGUAGCGGCUGCUGCCGCGGCACGUUUUCCAAACUAUCAACGAAUGUCCAGUCAUGCUCAACAACAGGCGGCCGUAGCAGCCAUGGCUUCAAGUGGCGGAAGUCAAAUACCUUCCCCAGGUGCUAUGCAAAGGCCUCAAAUGAUGGGUAAUCCCAUGCAAAAUAGUAUGGGAUUUCAUACCAGUCAACCAAAUUAUAAUGCCGGACAUCCACAAACUUCCCCGCAUGGUCUAGGGGGUCCCGCCAGUGCACCAAUGGCUAAAUGGCAUAUACCCCAAUCAGCCCAAAGUAAUUCUUGUUCGCAACAAGGACACAAUCUAAUGCAAUUUCCCAAUGGCCGUCAAACGGAAAAUUUUAAAAUAUCGCUAAAAUCAUUAAAUACUCUUAAAAAUACUACACCACCUUCAACUGGCAGUAGUAGUACUUCAUCAUCAGGUCACGGUAUGCCUGGUGGCAGCAGUAGUAGUAGCGGUGGACAUGGAAGCGUCAUGGGUAUAAGUGGUGGUGGCGGUAGUGGUGGUGGUAGCGGCGGAGGAGGGGGAGGCCUAUCUGUAAGUGGCGGAAACAGUGCCGGCAAUUCAUUAUUAAAUGCCGCUUCGCUAGGGUUAGGUCCCGCAGUCUCGAUCCUGCCGAAUGUCACCUCAACCAAUCCUAAAACUCCCAGUCCCAGUACUCAUGAAAACUCGAAAGAUUUUACUGAACCCAUUGAUAAAGUACGCGAUGAUUCAAUUAACGAUCUUAUGGCAACCAUAGCAAAAUUGGAUUCGAACGGUGUUCAAGUAUUACCAGAAGGACGUACAAAAACCACAUCACCUCAGGUUCACAGUUCCACAGAUUUAUCCAAUACACAAGAGGUUCACAAUAAAACUACCGAAAAAGAUGAUCCCAAUGAAGAUUGGUGUGCCGUUUGCCUGGAUGGCGGUGAGCUAAUGUGCUGUGACAAAUGUCCCAAAGUAUUCCAUCAGAAUUGUCAUAUACCCGCCAUUUCUUCAUUGCCCGAUGAAAGCGAAAGCUGGCAAUGUUUAUUAUGCGUUAACCUUAAGGAGUUGGCUAACAAUGUAGAUAACAUGCAAAAGAAUCCCGGUGAACUGAGUCGUCUUGAAUUGCAAAUUUUGCAACGCAUCUGCUUAGAAUUAUAUUGUCAAUAUGAGCAAAGCUUACAAUUUCGCGAACCGGAAUCGCCAACAAAUACAGCCUACUACGAAAUCAUAUGCAAUCCAAUGUCAUUGGAUGUGAUACGCACAAGAUUGGAUCCCUCCAGCCCAAAUCAUUACAAAGAUAUCGCUUCAUUUAUCUCAGAUGUCCGUUUAAUUUUUAGAAACACCUAUUUAUUCUAUCAAGAGGACUCCAAGACCUAUACAAAUGCCAAAUAUUUGGAAAGUUUCUUUGAAGAACAAUUGACCAAAUGGUUACCGAAUUAUGUGAAGAAUAAAAAUAUAAAUCAUAAUUCAUCUGCUAUACUUAAUAAUAAUUCCAAUGCAAUGCAGUUAAGUAAUGGCAAUAGCGGUGGCGGCGCUUCAACGUCAGCAUCACCAGCACCGGGAGCUCCGUCCCCAUCUUUGAUGGAGAAUGGUGGUCGUAAAAGUACCGGUUCGGCAGGAGCUUUAAGCAUAAAUAGUAACAGUAAUAGCAGUAGCCACCACAGUAACGGAGGUGGGGGAUCAACAAGUGCGGGCGGUUUAAUACGCUUGGAUGAUAAUAACGAUGAUGGUUGCAUUUCAUCGAAAAGGCUGCGUUUAGCGGAAUAGGAUAAACUUUUAACUGGCAACGGCAAUAACAACAACAAUAGCUGGCGUCCAGUAAAUCAAAUAGACAAUAUAACGGCAGCAACAACAACAACAACAGGAGCAGGAACAACAACAAUGCAACCGUUAAUUUAACAUUAUAUGAAAAUAUU
Molecule: messenger RNA, 4887 nt
Organism: Glossina fuscipes
Lineage: Eukaryota; Metazoa; Arthropoda; Insecta; Diptera; Glossinidae
Gene: bon
Product: transcription intermediary factor 1-alpha
Exons: 11
Coding region: 1082-4738 (1218 amino acids)
Biological process (GO): positive regulation of DNA-templated transcription
Cellular component (GO): nucleoplasm; chromatin
Molecular function (GO): zinc ion binding; protein binding; ubiquitin-protein transferase activity
Source: RefSeq, a predicted model, not a curated record